AUGGUCAACCGCGAGGAAGCAAUGUGGAACUUUUGGUUUUCUAUGCUAAAAGAUCAAAACUUUUUGACACUGUUACUUUUGCCGCUCUUGCUGAGUCUCAAUCAAAGCCGGAGUAUAGAUGAAAUAAUAACGCAAGAUAGAACGGCUCACACUGCUUUUGCCUCUGAUGAAGGUGCGGAAGGUGAGGAAGGUGGCGAUGACCAACUAGUUUGUUUUGAUGCUGUCACAACGAUAAAAGCAAUCAAGCCUACGAUAAACAGUAUUCCACCUAUUAAUGUUACUUUAUGGUUCAUAACUGAAAACGUUGACAAUUCAAAUUUGCGUGUAUUUAUACCAAACAUGAAGAACAAUCGAACCUUAUGGAUGAGAAAUUGUAUUGUCCCUUAA
This is a messenger RNA of Mycotypha africana, 387 nucleotides long. RefSeq lists its product as uncharacterized. Bases 1 to 387 code for a protein of 128 amino acids. The transcript has 2 exons. The record is from RefSeq and is a predicted model, not a curated record. Lineage: Eukaryota; Fungi; Mucoromycota; Mucoromycetes; Mucorales; Mycotyphaceae.